AUGGGUUUCUCAAAAGCAUGCACCCUUUUGAAUCUGGUAGUUCUUGUUAUGAUUGUUGCCAUUUUGGCUGGAGAAAUUAGGGUGGAGGCCAGGGUUUUAUCUCACUCUGAGGAGUUUGCAUUUGCCAGAGCUAAUAACCUCCAAUCUUACACCUCUUCAGCCUAUGAACAAGCCAAGAAAACCAUGGCCUUUUGGAUGCAGCGUUUGGCUUCUGGACCAAGUCCUAAAGGCCCUGGUCAUUGA
Sphenostylis stenocarpa is the source of this 243-nucleotide messenger RNA. The record is from the annotation of a GenBank genome assembly. Lineage: Eukaryota; Viridiplantae; Streptophyta; Magnoliopsida; Fabales; Fabaceae.